Messenger RNA from Carassius auratus (goldfish), 997 nucleotides. RefSeq names its product non-histone chromosomal protein HMG-14A-like. The record is from RefSeq and is a predicted model, not a curated record. The transcript is spliced from 6 exons. The coding region runs from base 150 to 374 and encodes 74 amino acids. NCBI's taxonomy places the organism in Eukaryota, Metazoa, Chordata, Actinopteri, Cypriniformes, Cyprinidae. Gene Ontology annotation, cellular component: nucleus; chromatin. Gene Ontology annotation, molecular function: nucleosomal DNA binding.
AGUCAGGCUUAAGCCACUCCCCUCGCUGUGAUGCUCCUCCGUGUUUAAUACUGAGUUAAGUGUAGUGAGCCAAGCAACUAUAUUCCGAGAUCUCUUCUAAAGCAGCUAUUUUUCUCAUCGUGUUUCGCAGAAUCUUUUAGGAGCCCAACAUGCCUAAAAGCAAGAAAACAGACAGGGAUGCAAAGGAUGAGCCUCAGAGGAGAUCUGCUCGUUUAUUGACAAGACCAGCUCCUGUGAAGGCCGGACCCAAACCAAAAAAGACAGCUAAGAAAGACAAAGCAGCCACUGUCAAAAAGGAGGAUAAAAAGAGCAAGGUGAAGGCCAAGGAGAGCUCCGAGUCUACAGCCAAUGAGGAGAACCACUCUGAGAACUGAGGCCAAGAACAAUGCAGUAACAGACUCAAAAAGAAACGAAGGAAGCCGAGUCGGAGUCAACACUGCCGUCGCAGCUCAUCACUCCUAGUGUUGUGUCAUUGUCAACCUCCAAUGCAGAGAACAGAAAUAUUUUUAUCAGUGGUUUUAAAAGUAUCAGCAUUGAUUUUUAGCACAAACUGAAGCUAAAUGCUGAGCACCUUGUAGAUUUGCAGUGAUUGUUUCUGUGAGAAUGCCACACUUAAGGUAUUUUUAAAUGCCAUUUAUUGUUACUGAUAACUUAUUUGGUCUAGCUAGAAAAAUCAUGCAUCAUCAAGUUUUCAUAAAACAUGGCUGAGGGAAAUUGACUUUUUGUUUAGUAAUGUGUCCUAGAUUUUAGUGUAUUAUUCAUAAGAGUUUGGGGGGGGGGGGGGGUCACAACCUGUAAGCAGAAAUUUGAGAGAACUAAUAUAUUUCAGAGUACCUUGCAAAAAUUUCAAUCUAAAAGUUAAAAAUGGCAGCUUAUUAAAUAUGUUUUCAUGCAAAUUGUAAUUUUUUUACCAUGUGAUUCUGACAUGUUGAAGUCUGCAGGUUAUGAUGUACACUCUCUGAUGUUGCGGUGUCUGCUAAUAAAGAAAAUAGUGGAA